Molecule: messenger RNA, 1266 nt
Organism: Neospora caninum
Lineage: Eukaryota; Apicomplexa; Conoidasida; Eucoccidiorida; Sarcocystidae
Exons: 3
Coding region: 1-1266 (421 amino acids)
Source: RefSeq, a predicted model, not a curated record
AUGGCAAGCCCUCGAGACAGUUCGGACUGUGGCGAUGGCACUCGUUCGGUGUCUCCUGGCUGCACUGCGAUGCAGCUGAAUGUCGCAGGUCAGCUGGAACUUCUAAAGACAGCAGCUCCACGGUUGUCACCGCAGCCCCUUCUCCUCUGUUUUCCUCUCUCUGCCUGCGGCAGAGUUCCUCGGCUUUCCCUCUCUUCUCCGUCCUCCUGUCCUACGUCCGUCGGCUCUUUCGACGACGUCAUAGCUCUCGAAAGCAAAGCCGCCGCUGCUCAGGUGAAGAAACAGUCGCGCCUUUCCACCUCGCUCCCUCACGCACUCUUCGAAGCUCUGCGGGGGAGAACGUGCGGACCCUAUCCAGUCAGUUUCGACGUCUUUGUGGCCCACCUAGCGGCUAAGGCCCAGGCCGCACUCCAGCGGGGCUCGUGCGACGUCUGCAGCCGAGGCGAUGACGGGGCGGACGAGGGAGUUGAAGCGUCGAGGGACCGAAGGAAGGGAGGGGAAACGGUAAAAAAGAGUGGAAGCGUUGACGGUGCCGGAGGAGAAAAUAUCGCGAUCUGCGUUGUUCCACAACUUGACCCUGCACGUGGGCGCGUCAUCUUGACACCUCCCCAGCGAGUCUGCGGGGCGUGCUUCCGGAUACUCCAUCUUCCCCACCUUCUCGCCGUGUCUGUCGCCUCGGUCGUUUCUGCUGCGCCCCUCACUCGUUCGGUUUUUUCGGAUGUCCUGGAGCACUUCGCAACAGUGAACGGAUACACUUCUCUCUCGGUCGCCGGCGCUCGCCUGCAGCAAGCAAUUUCUCUUGCGUUCAGUGUUUCCCUCCUCAAAAAGCAAAUUAACUGGCGUUUGGAGAGACUGUCUUCUCCUUCCCUCGAUGCUUUCUUCUCGUGUUUCGGCUCACGUGCCUCGCCCUCAUCUCGCAGCCGGGGCACACUAACCCGGAACUCUCAGACUGAGGAUUUGCCGCCGAACGGCGUUCCUACAUCCAGGUGUUCACAAGGGAAGCAGCAGAAGAUCUCCGCUCAGAGUACAGUGUCAGGGAAGCGGCGAAGACGGGAACCUACAUAUACUGACAAGCGGAGUGACGCUGGCGACACGAGUCAAGAACAAGCAAAAGAUCUGGAUCGUGAGACAAGCAAGCGAAGACAAAAGGUGAAGAAGGGUGCAGGUUCUUGUGAAGCAGUUCCUAAUAAUGAGCAAGCACGGAAGCAAGUGCUCAACAACUCCCAACGGCCAAACAAAGCUAAAAAGAGGAAGCAAACGGCUUAG